Messenger RNA from Oreochromis aureus, 6016 nucleotides. Its product is annotated as high-affinity choline transporter 1-like. The coding region runs from base 3292 to 4968 and encodes 558 amino acids. The record is from RefSeq and is a predicted model, not a curated record. The transcript has 9 exons. Gene Ontology annotation, biological process: transmembrane transport; choline transport; acetylcholine biosynthetic process. Gene Ontology annotation, molecular function: choline:sodium symporter activity. NCBI's taxonomy places the organism in Eukaryota, Metazoa, Chordata, Actinopteri, Cichliformes, Cichlidae. Gene Ontology annotation, cellular component: plasma membrane.
AUAGACGAAGGAAUAUUACACAUGAGCAAAAACUAAUGCAUAAAAUACUGAUAAGUUUAGAAAAUGUGCCAUGUGUUUAAACUGUGUGUCUCUGGAAGUUUUUUUUUUUUUAACUACAACCAAAGUUCAAAUUUGUCAAUAGAACAAGCAUUUAUGUUUACUGUGAGGAAGGGUUGUCUACAGUAGGUAUUUUCAAAAGUUUAUAUGCCCAAGGGCAAGCCAACAUAACAAUGCACACCUGAGUUAAUGUUUCAAGUAUCAAGAAGUUUAUUGUCAGUUCGUAUAGUGUUACCCAGGCUGAAACGAAGUCCUCUUUCUCAUCAGCCUCUACAGUGCAAUAGUCAAUACAAAUUUAGCUGAGCAGUAAAAAGGCAGUAAUAAAUCGUAACAAUAAAUAGGGAUAAAUAACAUAAAUUCUAAAUUCUAAAACAAACACAAGUCUAAAUAGUCACACGCAUUCAGGUAGCAGCAGUCCUUUCACGCUUUCACAGAAAAGGGUAAUUAAUUUAAGUAGUGUGUGUAUCUGGUUAGUAUAUUGUAUCUUCUGGGGAGUAUAAUGUGUGCUCAAAGUAACCCCUGCACCAUAUAAUCUUUGCUUAUUUUAACUGUAUUUUUUUCUAAGAGAGCUGCCAUCCUACUAUCAUAUGCUUAGCCUCAGUGGCCUUAUCAAACAGUCCAACAAACGGGUCUAGGUGCUUCUGGUUCAGGUGUAGCGCUUUCUCAAUGAAAGAAGCCAAGUUUUUUUCAAAGAUUAUUAGGUGUGCCAUUGAUAGUUUGUUUACUUGGUCUGUCUGAGGUCUGUUUACAUGCUGAGUAAAGCUCAAGUUGUCUUCCUGAAAGUUCAAGGAUGCAAUUCCUCCACUGUUAUCUACUUCAAUGUCAUGUGCCAACACAAUGCAGAGCACUGUGUACGAACCUGGAUACUGUGGCUCCUCUGAAAAAGAAAGCCUCAAAUCAUUGCUUGACUCCCUGGUAUAACUGCCUGGCAAACCUGCACCUUAAAGCAGAUAAAGCGUAAGCUUGAGAGGAAAUAGCGUCUUAUUAAGUUAGAGCUUCAUUGAGUCUGGAAAAGAGUUUGCUGCCCUAGCAAAAAGCCCUGGUUGAAGAAAACAAGAACAACCCCAGGUGUCUUUUCAGCACUUUAGCCAGGCUGACAAAGAGUCAGGGCUCUGUUGAGUCAAAAAUUAAUUAAACGUUAGCUUGAAUUUCUUCAUGAAUAAAAUUUUAACCACAAGAGAAAAAUAAUAUUUAUAACAGUCCCACAGACAUAUUAUAUUUAUACAGAUACUUUCAAUACUAUAGUUAUUUAGAUUUUUUCUCUUUGAUUGAUCAUUCUCCAUUAGCGCUAAUAAUCACUUCUUCGAAAGCAUCAAUCUGUGAUCCCAUUCCUACAAGUCCAUUUGGUAAUGCUUUAAUCUUGAGUGUGGUCUCUUUCUAAUAAUGGGCUAUGUACCACAGCAUUUAAGGUGCCAGUAAUUAAGCCAUUGCUUAAAAAGAAACCCCUUAUCCAGCUAAUUCAAAGCCAAUGUCCAACCUUCCAUUUAUCUCAGAAAUUCUUGAAAGAGUAAUUGUAAAACAGCUAACAGAGCAUCUGCAGAGGGAUGAUUUAUUUGAAUAGUUUCAGUCAUCAUCACACUACAGAAAUGGCAUUAUGAAGGUUAAUGAUCUUCCUAUAGCCUCUGACAGGUCAUGUCUCUGCUUGUCCUGCUAGACUUCAGUGCAGUGUUCAAUACUGUUUAUCACAACAUUUUAUUACAGAGAUUAGAGCUUGCUGUAAGUAUAGGAAAAGUACUGUGCUGCAGUGGUUUGAAUGAUAUUUAUCUAUUAGACUCUAAUUUGUUCAUGUAAAUUGAGAGUUUGCCUCUUACAAUAAUUAUGGAGUAUCACAGGGUUCAGUGCUAGGACCAAUUCUGUUUACAUACCAUUACUAUGCAGAUUCAAUUCAAUUCAAUUCAAUUUUAUUUAUAUAGCGCCAAAUCACAACAAAAGUCGUCUCAAGGCGCUUCAUAGGUACAUAGAAAAACCCAACAAUCAUAAGAUGACAUGCAACUUUAUCUAUCCAUAAAACCAGAUGAAACACACAAUCAUAUCAUAAAGACAUUAAAACCUAGUCAUUAGUAUGUGAAAUUAAAAUGUUUUAUUACAGUAAUGCUGACUUUAAAAAAUAGUGAAGGUUUAUUUCAGCAUGUUGGCAUCACAAGUGUAUCAGCUGAUAACAAAAACAUCAUUACUGCCAAAUCAACAUACCCAGUGUACUUUACCACUCAGGCUCUGGGCCAUCAGGCAAGUGUUUAUGUUGAACCGUGCCCAAUAAAUGCCCCUGACUUAGACUUAACUCUAACUUUGACCCUCAAACUGGCUUUUGAAAGGGUAUAAAACAUUAGGGUCAGCUAAAAAGUUAUAAGUUUGGUAAGAUUUUUUUUUUUACAUCAAGGGCCUAAAUAAAUUCUGACACUCAAUAUGCUGACAAGAGAACUUUUUGUUUAUGUGUAUUUUAUCUUUAGUUUCCAGCGCAAGAUGACGUCAGUCACACAUGUAGCCUAAGCAGUUUGUGAAAAAGUUGCAACCUACAGCAGGAACAAGGUCCUAACUGUUCUCAUUUCAAAACAAUAAUAUUUUUUAUACAUGAACAUGAAGUGAAUAGGGAGUUUGUAGAUAAAACAAAAGAGGGUUACUCUGUCCACAAACUAGUUAUCUUAGAUCUAGUAUGUAAAGUAAUCAUAUUUAUUCUCAAUAAAAGACUUACUCAUUGAUGAAUUGAAAAUUCUGAACAAGUUACUAGAUUUUGAAAUCAUGUGCCACUCUGCAGAAUGAGUGUUUUUUGCUAAAGCACAGGAUUUUGAUUGCAGUGUAACAAUGUCUACACUGUAUUUUAGAUUGCAUUGCAACUUUUGCUGAAGUCAAGACUCUAAAUCUCCUUCCGCCACAAUUUCAUUGGCUAAAAGUUGCAAUUCUGUAAUUCUUUAGAUUUAGACUUUUAUCUCUGCAGGGAUUUAUUAAAUCUAAUUAUUUCCUCUGGCAUCGGUAUUCUUGAACAGGCACUUUUUGUCUACCUGGAAAUGAUCGUAAUUUCCUGGGUCCUUUGGUGUCUGUCAGGAAUGAAAAAACCUGCAUUCAGCCUCAGAUUUUUGCCUUAUCUGCAACAGGCUCAGCCCUCUAUGCCACGAGGAAGCUUAGACUGACUAUGAAACAAACAGAAAGAACAGUCAGGCAGAGACGAUAGGAAAGCAGCCCUGGAUUCAGGAUUCACAAAGUGGAACCACGUUUUGUCAGUCAUUAAAGCAGCACACAAUGGCUCUGAACAUCCCGGGGCUGGUGGUAAUGGUGGUCUUCUACCUGAUGGUGCUGGGCACUGGCCUGUGGGCCUCGAUUAAGUCCAAACGGGUGCAGAAAAGCAGCCAGGCAGCCCAGACAGAGGUCACUUUGCUGGGAAACAGAGGGAUCAGUCUGGUAGUAGGAGUCUUCACAAUGACAGCUACUUUUGUUGGAGGCGGCUUCAUCGUUGGUCUGACAGAGGCAGUGUACACACCAACUAUGGGGCUGGCCUGGGCGGUCAUGCCAAUAACAGCAGCCCUGUCUUUUAUUGUUGGUGGACUUUUCUUUGCCAAACCAAUGAGAGAAAGAAAAUAUGUGACAAUGAUGGACCCGUUCCAGAUCAAGUAUGGAAAAUCAAUAAGUGGAGCUCUGUCCGUGGCUCUGUUAAUUUCUGAUCUAAUCUGGGUGACAGGAACUCUUAUCGGCUUAGGAGCAACAAUAAGUGUGGUCCUGGAUUUAUCCUACAUGGUUUCCAUUUGGAUCUCUGCUGCUGUAGCCAUCGUAUACACAUUAAUGGGAGGCCUCUACUCUGUAGCCUACACAGACAUAAUACAGCUAACACUCAUAUUCUUCAGUAUGUGGCUCUGUGUCCCCUUCACCCUGAUAAACCCCCACUCAGUGGACAUUACUAAGACUGCUUUCAACUUUACCUACCAAGCCCCCUGGAUUGGUUCUGUAGAUAAAGAAAGGCUAUGGAGGUGGAUUGAUAAUUUCUUAUUAUUGGCUUUAGGUAACCUUGGAUAUCAGGACUUCCACCAGAGGACUCUGUCAGCCUCUUCAUCAAAUACAGCCAGGAUCACCUGCUUUAUUGCAGCUCCACUUAUUUUUGUACUUGGAAUCCCAUCUGUGUUGAUUGGAGCAGUCGCAGCAUCAACAGACUGGAACAUGACCUUAUAUGGCUCCCCAUCCCCCUUUGAGCGAGGAGAUGCUGGUCAGGUUCUGCCAAUUGCUCUGCAGUACCUCACUCCAAACUACAUCUCCAUCAUUGGUAUUGGAGCUGUAGCUGCUGCUGUGAUGUCCUCAACAGACUCUGCACUAUUAUCUGCUGCCUCCAUCUUCUCAUCCAACAUAUAUAAGAACAUCCUAAGGACCACAGCAUCAGACAGGGAGCUCCAGUGGGUGAUCCGUGUCACUGUGGUGCUGGUGGGCGUGGCUGGCACAUCGCUCACCUUCCUAAACAACAGCAUCAUGGUUUUUUGGAUCCUGGGCUCAGACAUAACCUACACCAUCAUGUUCCCUCAACUAGUCUGCGUCCUCUUUUUCAACAUCUCCAAUGGUUAUGGCUCCAUCAUGGGCUUGCUAGUUGGAGUGCUGCUGAGAUUGCUCAGUGGUGAACCAUCCAUAGGGUUACCUGUUGUCCUUCACUUCCCGGGUUGCACUCUUGAAGAUGGCAUCUAUGUCCAGCGCUCUCCGGUCAGGACUAUCUGCAUGUUAUCCACUAUCUUUGUUACUUUGUUGUUCUCCUACCUGUCAUCACAGCUCUUCAACAGAGGAUUGAUUUCUGAGAGGUGGGACGUAUUCAAAGUGAAGGCCAACAAACAAUCACAAAAACUAACAUUAACGAGCAAUGGCAUCAUCAAAACAGACAAGGAGGAGAAGCCCGAUGGUCAGAAUGAAACUGAACUAAUGCUAACCACCAGUCAGCCGGAGUGACAAACUAAUGAUUUAGUGGGAUGCAGAUGUAUUUUUUAUGGUGAUAUAUUAUCACACCUUCUAUUUUUAUGCAAAACAUUUUGUGAAUUGAUCAUGUUGGCCUUAGGACCUUGGAGGAAUUCAUUGAUUCUUCCAAAGUCAUCCAUUCGUUUAUAAUCAGUGCAUGCUUUCUACAUGCAGUAUAUACAUGCAGUAUAUACAUUUCUUAAAAUUACAUUGAAGUAAUUUCUUUGAAUUCAUUUUACUAGGAUUUCUUUAACUGAUUACUGUUAGUAAUGGUGAAUUAUACUGAUAUAGUGUUACAUCAAUAAAAUUCCCAAAGAAACUGGGAGAUAAUACAUGAAUCACUGAUGGAAUAUGAGUCCGUUUAUAUGUAUGAAUCUUAUGUAGCAUUCAUGCCACUGGCAUUCAUUUUGCUGGAUGGAUGUAUGGAAUGGAAGAUGGAUGCUCGCAGUAAAGUGCUUCCUUACACAACAAAUUAUGAUUUGGGAAGAGAAUUAAAAAUAUUUUUGGACUUGCACUUAUGCUACAAUCAGCUGAUUUCAGUUCAUUUUGAACUGAAGAGGAAGAUAGUGGUCUACAGCGUGGAUAUGGACAUUAUUUUUAUUUUUAUUGCCCAAAGGAGGAGAGCACCGUGGGAAAGUGCAAACUACAUUGACAGAAACUGCAUUAUGCUGCUAACACAACUUCGGCUCUUUGCCAACAACUGCAAGGACAGGAUGCUAACGCUAAGCUAACCAAAAACCCAGAGUGACUUAAAGCUGAGUGAAUGCUGACCCCAGCCAGCAGCCAGACCCUGAACUUCAACAGGUAACAUCAGUGAUGUGCAGUCAGGCUCUACCUGUUCAUGUUGCUAAAGUAGAAUCACUGUGGACAUUACUGUAAAGUUUCUUUGUUCCGGUUCUAAUCUUUUCUUUGUGUUGCCGGCUUUGUGUUCGCAUGUAGAUGCUUUGAGAACGAUCAUAUGUGUGUCCUCAUUAGGUUCAGCAUUUGUGUUGGUGUGUAGGGCUGUAGUAUAUAGGUUUAUAUUGAUAAAUGGUAAUUAUGA